Molecule: messenger RNA, 1468 nt
Organism: Vigna umbellata (rice bean)
Lineage: Eukaryota; Viridiplantae; Streptophyta; Magnoliopsida; Fabales; Fabaceae
Source: RefSeq, a predicted model, not a curated record
AUGAAAAACCAUGUAUCUCCAGCUCCAAAAGAAUCUGAUGACAGACACCUAGUCACUCUGCUUAGUAUUGAUGGUGGUGGCAUUCGGGGAAUCAUUCCAGGAAUCAUUCUUGGAUUUCUCGAAUCAGAGCUUCAGAGGCUUGAUGGUGAUAAUGUAAGAAUAGCAGACUACUUUGAUGUGAUUGCAGGAACAAGCACUGGGGGAUUGAGGCUUGAUGGUGAUAAUGUAAGAAUAGCAGACUACUUUGAUGUGAUUGCAGGAACAAGCACUGGGGGAUUGGUCACUGCAAUGCUUACUGCUCCAAACGAAUAUAAUCGACCCUUGUGCUGUAGUGUAAUCGCUUCUGUCGUGAAGUUCAUCACUAGUCUGUGUGGACCAUCGUAUGAUGGCAAGGAUUUACACAAGAUUAUUAGGGACAACCUAAAGGAAACAAGAUUGGACCAGACAUUGACCAAUGUUGUCAUCCCAACAUUUGACAUCAAACGCCUUCAACCAACCAUCUUUUCCAGCUUCCAGUUGAAGAAGAGGCCAUAUUUGAAUGGCUUGUUGUCGGAUAUAUGCAUAGCAACUUCAGCAGCUCCAACCUAUCUUCCUGCACAUUACUUCGAAACCAAAACCCAACACGGUCAUGUCAUGGGAAAGUUUGACCUAAUAGACGGUGGCGUCGCAGCAAAUAACCCGACACUGGUGGCCAUGGCAGAAGUGACAAACCAAAUUUCCCAUGAAGGUCAAGGUGAUAGCUUGAAGGUGGAAGCGAUGCAAUACGAUAGGUUUUUGGUGAUAUCAUUGGGAACGGGUUCUCAGAAACAGGAACCGAAAUACAGUGCUAAAGAAGCAGCUGAAUGGGGUGUAUUGAGCUGGGUUUCCACUACCAAUGGCAGCACCCCUUUAAUCGAUGCCUUCACUCAAGCAAGUGCUGACAUGGUUGACUUUCACAUCUCUUCCGUUUUUCGAGCACUCAAUUCUGAACAUAACUACCUCCGAAUCCAGGACGAUACAUUAACUGGGGAAUCAUCUUCUGUGGACUUGGCCACGGAGGAUAAUUUGAAGGAACUGGUCUCAGUUGGGGAAUCAUUGUUAGAUAAACCAGUUUCAAGGAUUAACUUAAGGACUGGCCUUUACGAAUCUGCUGGAACUUCUGAAACAAACAGAGAAGCCUUGACGAGGUUUGCGAUACGACUAUCCAAACAGAAGCAAUUUCGUAAAUCUCAGAUGUCUGCAAACAAUGGAAAUUCUCAAAAGAUAGUUGUAUGAUGAGUAUGGUAUUAUGAUUUGUAGUGUGUUACAUAUCUUUUUUAUUACAAGUGUUGUGUUAGGCCAUAUGUGACUUAAGCCUAGGCGCUUGAACCAGGGUCAACGGUUUAUAGGUGUUAUUGGGUUCAGAGUAAUUAAUCCAAAUAAUUGAGUGUUCUUGCAAGCUUCAAUGAUGUGAUGUAAACGCUUUGUAUUUUAUUCAAUUAAUUUGAUG